UUGCGGGGAGGAGGCGUGGGGUCGUGUGCGAACAUUGCGGAUGUUUUGCAUCAUAUAAGGGGGUUUAGUUUGUUAACAGGACGGUUUUUAGAACGCCAAAUUACCUAAUCCAUGUACCAAUUUUAAGAAACUCGCGGGAUUGGGAGCCUUUUUAAACGCUCUACCCCUGACAUCAAGAUGCUGCCAAUGAAAGGCCUUGCCAGAGGAGCCAAGAGCAAGGUGUGCAAUUGGUGUCUGGAGCCUAAAAUGUCCUUGAAAUAUGUUCUUCCAACUCAGACAAGAAAAAAGGACUUCUGCUCUGAACUGUGCCUGACUGAAUACAGAAAGGCUUACAACAAGAGCGCGUGCGUCCACUGCGACGACGUGGUGCGCGGCGAGCCAGUGCGCGAGCCGGGCGAGGCGGGCCGCUCGCUGCUGUUCUGCUCGGCAGACUGUCGGGCCCGCCACCAGGCGGCUUCCAUCGCUUCCCCGCUGCUGCCCACCUUCGGCAACGGCUCCACACAAAAGCGAGCCCACCGUCCGUCGAUGGCGUCGAUGGCGAUGCAGGAGGCGAUCCAGCAGUUCGACUGGGAGGAGUACCUGCGCGAGACGGAGAGCCGGCCUGCGCCGCAGCAUUGCUUCAAGCAGCGCUCGCAGCCGCCCUCCAACGAGUUCCAGGCGGACAUGAAGCUGGAGGCGCUGGACCCGCGCAACGUCACCUCCACCUGCAUCGCCACCGUGGUGGGCGUGCUGGGGCCGCGGCUGCGGCUGCGGCUCGACGGCGGCGACAACAAGAACGACUUCUGGCGUCUGGUGGACUCUAACGAGAUCCAUCCCAUCGGUCACUGCGAGAAGCAUGACGGCAUGCUGCAGCCCCCGCUCGGUUUUCGCAUGAACGCCUCGUCGUGGCCAAUGUUCUUGCUGAAGACGCUAAACGGCGCAGAAAUGGCGCCCGAGAAGGCAUUCAAGAAGGAGCCUCCCACGCCCAGCCGCAACUUUUUCGAGGUCGGCAUGAAGCUGGAGGCCGUGGACAAGAAAAAUCCGCAGCUGAUCUGCGCCGGCACCGUCGGGGCCGUGACGGGUGAGAUGAUCCACAUCACGUUCGACGGCUGGCGCGGCGCGUUUGACUACUGGUGCCGGUUCGACUCGCGCGAUAUCUUCCCGGUGGGCUGGUGCAGCCGCAGCGGCCACCCGCUCCAGCCGCCCGGACAGAAAACGGCGGCUGUCAGCGCGCGCUACAAGGCGGCUCGGCUGAUAUGUGUGUACGUCAACCACGGCUGCACGUGCGGCCCGUACCUGGACGGCGCACGCGUGACGCAGUUGCCUGAGCGGUUCGGGCCGGGCAACUUGAACCGCGUGCUGCGCGAGUGCGUGCAGGCGUGCGUAGACGCGGCCCAGCGGCCGGCCCAGGUGCUCGGCCUUCUUCAGACCGGCGACGGCAAGGUCCAGAUCACAGCCGGCUCCGGCGGCCAGCAGCUGACCGCCCGUCUGCCAGCCAUCGAGAAGGACACCCAACUGUGGACCUUCCUCGAGGCGCUGUUCGAGGAGCUCAUGUGCUGUGAGAACUUCUACACGGCCGAACCGCACGGCGCCGGCUGCAGCAAGUGUGCGAAGGUGCCGCCCAAGACGACGGCGUCGGCGGCGACCCGUGCCACUGGCGGCGCCUCCCGCGCCCGCCACAGGUCGCCAGAACACCCGCCUGAGCCGCCGCCCUCGCGCCGGGCGGCCAAGCGGCGCUGGUCGUCGCACAGUUCGGACUGGCGCGCCUCGCGGCCGCGCUCCAGCACGCCCGAGUCGCACCACGCCGCCAAGCGGCACUCGACGUCACCAGAGGAGGAUGAAGCGGCCACUUCCACUUCGGAGGUGCCUACUCGUGCCCUGCUCUCGGUCGACCCGCACACCUGGACCAUCGACGAGGUCAUCCACUACAUAUCCCAGCACGACGCCACGCUCGGCCAGUACGCCGAGCUCUUCCAGAAGCACGAGAUUGACGGCAACGCGCUGCUGCUGCUCACGUCCGACAUCAUGAUGAAGUACAUGGGCCUAAAGCUGGGGCCGGCGCUGAAGAUCUGCAACAUUAUCGCCAAGAUUCAGACCGGGCGCGGACGGCGCCACGCCAGCCUCUCAUAGGCGGUCGGAGGGCGUGCUCCGACAAGCCACUCGAGUACCUGCCGCCACGGAUACCUCCCCGCCGCCGACCGGCCCCCUCCACUGAGCGGGGCGUGCUGUUGGCCUUGGGCGCACCGCGAUUCGGAGC
This is a messenger RNA of Pollicipes pollicipes, 2236 nucleotides long. Its product is annotated as polycomb protein Scm. The transcript is spliced from 13 exons. Gene Ontology annotation, molecular function: chromatin binding; histone binding. Gene Ontology annotation, cellular component: nucleus. Lineage: Eukaryota; Metazoa; Arthropoda; Thecostraca; Pollicipedomorpha; Pollicipedidae. The coding region runs from base 178 to 2109 and encodes 643 amino acids. Gene Ontology annotation, biological process: negative regulation of DNA-templated transcription. The record is from RefSeq and is a predicted model, not a curated record.